UGUACAAACAGGAUGCUGCUCCUCGGACACAUUCAGACAGCAACUGUGUUGCAGCUCUGCAUUCAUUUCUUCAUUUUCUGUGGGACAUUUUAUUGUUUCUUUACUUUUGGAACAAAUCUAUCCAUUAAAUAUUUACUCCUGUUACCUUGAGAUACAAUUCAACUUGAGGGUGAAAGGGAGGAACAUUGGAACAACCAAAAGGUAUGAACUGCUGUUAGUUACCAAGGAGGAACCCAUCUGACAAACAACAAGAAGACGAGAGACUCCAUACUGUUUACAGCGUUCAUAAGGGUUUUACUGUAUCAAACCAACGUUCUACAGAUAUCCACCGGAACCAAACUAUUCUGACAAUUAUCUCAGUAGAUUUGACUGACGUUGGAAGAGAUGAGAUCUAUGUUUUCCCACCCUGCCGUCCUGUUCCUGUGGAUUCAGAGUUCUAGUGGAUGGAUGCAUCCUAAAUGCCAGAUUUAUGACAGUAGUGAAGACUUGGGACACUUUCCCACCUGGAUCUGCAGCCAACUACCUCAUCAUGCAGAACGUUACACUGCUGCCUGUCAAGAUGUCACAGCCAUCGAGGAGGAUCUACUUGGACUUCCCCCUAAUAUCAAUACCCUCUGCAUAUCUAUGACACAUGGUGAAAAUAGAUCCAUGUCUCUGGGCUUUUUCUCUCAGUUUCAGGAUCUGGAGUACCUGUACAUUGAUGGCUGUUUUACUCAAAUCCUUCCAACUGCAAAUAGUCACCUUCCAAAUCUGCAACAUAUGUACUUAGGUAAAUGGGAAAUGGACUCAGAUUGCUGUGAUUGUCAUAUUGGGCCCCAUACAUUCAGAGAUCUCGUCAAGCUGAGUCAUUUGACUCUUUGGAGUUAUAGACUGUCAGCAAUGUCCCCAGAUGUUUUCCAUGGCAUUCCUCUGUUACAAAGUCUCAUCAUUAGGGAACCCUGUUUAGAAGAUUUGUCAGAGAUAGCAUGUAGAAUUAUGAAUAUUAAGUCACUUGUUAGGUUGUAUGUAGACGCAACAAACAUACGAUCGUUAAACAUUUCAAACUGCUCCGUGUUAAACACCAACGAAAGCAUGACACCUGUUUUUAACAAUCUAGCGUUCUCUGACUUCUCAGUUGGUGAAAUAACACAUAUAGAGGAAGGUUCACUGGCUUGGCUCCAGAACCUCACAAUGUUAACAGGGGCUUUCAGCCAGGAAGUCCUGAUGGACCUUCCCCUGUCUGGGAUAAAACAAAUCCAGGUCUUCAGUUGCCAUGGGAUCAAUGUCAUUGAUAUUGAAAGUAUCUGUAAUGUAGUGUUUUUGCUUUCAGUCAAGAAAAUAUUUGUAAACAAUUUCAAUACAAGCAGCCUCUCUAUGUCCAGUGUUGAAUUGUGCAUUGGGCUAGAAUAUAUGUAUUUAAGUGUACCUUUGUCUUUCCAUCCUACUACCCAUUUGGAAUGGAAUUUUAUUUCCAGUCUCAAAAACCUUAAUCAAUUAAAAAUAGACGGCCUGGAAGAUAACAGACUUGAUAUUUGCUCCUUCCAAAAACAACCAAUAACAUGGUUAACAAAUCUCACUUUAGGGUUGAAAAAUGAAAUGCUUUUUGCUAAACAAUUUAGCUGUCUUGUUAAGCUGCUGUAUCUGGAUAUGAAACAUAAUUUAAUUUCAAACAUUGAAGACUUUGCUUUCCUGGGAUUGACAAAUCUGGAGUCCUUAGACAUUACAAGAAAUAAGAUAACACAGAUAAAUGCUAAUACAUUUUAUGGUUUACAUAGUUUGACAUGGUUAGACCUCAGGAACAAUCCACUUAUUCACAACAUUGAGGCGAUGUCUUUCACACACCUCAUGUCUCUUAGACAAGUGUUUCUCGGGCAAGUGAACAAUCCACUAACAGAACCUGUGAUCAAGCUGAAUCUGACACUUAUAUUUGGAGGAAUUCUGAGUCAGCUGACUCAUCUGUACAUUAGUUCAGCUAUGAGGCCAAUGCAGUUGACUAUCGGCAGUAACAUGACAUCUAAACAGAACCUGAGUCUCCAGCUCAAAGGCCAGACGGUGUCAUUUCAGGACUGUGACAGACCUUUCUUUCAGUCUGUAACCCAUCUUCAUGCUGAUGCUGAAGAAUUCCUUUGUGGAUCUGAAUUCAUGGGAAAGUACUUCACGUCUGUGGAGACAUUUGACUACAGAUCGAAGCUUUCAGCUAAAAGGGUUGAUUUAACAUCAAUUAAUCAGCUGAUUCACCUGAGGAAACUGACUCUACGACAGGUGGAUCUUUUAAUACAGCGUUCUGCCGACAUCAUUUUUCACAACUUGACUAAACUGGAGGUUCUGGAAAUGUACCACUGCAGGAUUUAUUCUUUAGAGGGGAGUUUAACUAAAGACUUGAAAUCUUUGAAAACGUUGUAUUUGCUUAUAGAGAACAUUUAUAAUGUAUUCUACAGCUUUACUGAACCUCUCUCUAGGCUUAAGCAUUUGACAUUUGAUAAUUUACAGAUGUUUUGCAGUUGUGACAAUGCUUGGCUCAUUACAUGGGCAAAGGGGUGCAGGCAGGUUGAAGUGAUCAUGCUUACUCCGUAUACUAGUCCCGUUAUGUAUGCUUUGGAGGACUUGAUAUGCUUGUCGGACAAUGGAAUAGACACACCUAAUUUUGUCAAGUACACAGAAGCCAACUGCACAACAGAGGUUGGCUUUGUGCUCUUUGUUGCGACUGGCCUGGGAGUCCUGUUCUUCAUGCUGGUGGUGUUGGUCCAUAACCUGGCCGGCCCCUACCUCCUCCCCCUCUACCACAUCACCCUUGGCUGGCUGUUAGAAGCCAUGCGAUCCAACACCAGGGGGCGCUACCACUACGAUGCGUUUGUCUCCUAUAGCGGGAAGGACGAGCGCUGGGUGGUGGAGGAGCUGCUUCCCAAUCUGGAGCAGAGGGGUCCUCCUUUCCUGCGCCUCUGUCUGCACAGCAGGGACUUCCAGUUGGGGAAGGACAUUGUGGAGAACAUCACAGACAGCCUCUACCGGAGCCGUCACACCCUCUGCCUAGUCAGCCGCCACUACCUGCGCAGUAACUGGUGCUCUCUGGAGAUGAAGCUGGCCACCUACAGGCUGCAGGUGGAGCAAAGGGACAUCCUCCUCCUGGUCUUCCUGGAGAAGAUCCCCCCUCGCCGGCUGUCUGCCCACCACAGGCUGGCUCGCCUGCUGAAAACCAGGACUUAUCUGGACUGGCCCCAGGACCCCCUUCAGCACCAGGCAUUCUGGGACAGACUGUGGGCUAAACUGAAACCUCUGUCUGAAACGUGAGGUCAGAUGUUGAUGUACUGUAAGACAUUGUGGACUGAAAUGUGUCACCAGAGGUUAAUGUGGGACAUUGUGCUCGUGCAGAUGUAAUGUUGACACAUAUGUUGAGGUAUGGCAUUUGUCGUUUAAAGUACUCCGUACAAAUGUCAACCACUAUUUGGGAUUUGUUUUGACAAUUCUGGUGAAGUCCCUUUAAAUAUUCUACCUGCAGUGUACUUUUCAUGAUUCUUCUGACAUAAUCCUGUUUCAACUUCUUAGAAAAACAUCCAAUGCAUUUUUUUUACUUCCCCAAGUUUGAACAGAUUCUGUUUGUAUUUUUCAACACCAAAUCGCUAACCCGUGUCUUUGUUUGUAAAUGUGUUGCUAAGAGGAACUGAAAAAGGGAAUUAGCUCUGUUUCUGUUUUACUUCAGAUAACAACUUUACGCUGCUGUGAAUAACAAUAUGUUAAUGACCAA
Messenger RNA from Oncorhynchus keta (chum salmon), 3721 nucleotides. RefSeq names its product toll-like receptor 13. NCBI's taxonomy places the organism in Eukaryota, Metazoa, Chordata, Actinopteri, Salmoniformes, Salmonidae. Gene Ontology annotation, molecular function: protein binding; transmembrane signaling receptor activity. Gene Ontology annotation, biological process: inflammatory response; toll-like receptor signaling pathway; immune response. Gene Ontology annotation, cellular component: membrane. The transcript has a single exon. Bases 385 to 3267 code for a protein of 960 amino acids. The record is from RefSeq and is a predicted model, not a curated record.